AAAGAAGAGAUAUUACUUAGUACUAGUACUACUACCCGCCCACCUCGUCUGUUCUCUAGUUGAGAAACACCAACAAAGAAAACAUUUUCCUCAUUCAAUUCCUUCACAGAAAGAGAAAGAGAGAGGGGGAAUUGUAUAACCAAAGCAAAGCAAUCAAAGAAGAAGACGUUUCAUCGUCAAUAUAUAUAAAUGUUGUGUUGUCAAUCUAACCUAACAAAAACCACUCUUUCAUAAAUAAAAUCCCAUCUCUUCUUUCUUUAUAGAUCCGUGAAAUCAGGUCUUCAACUAGAUCGAACCAACACACACGUUCCAUUCCUCUUUUUUUUUUUUUUUUUUGAAUUUCUUUGGGUGUAAAUUUGAUUAAAUUAAAGGUAGGGGGAAUUGAAUCUGAAAUUGAAUCAAGAUCUGAUUUCAGUUUGUGUAUAUAUUGGAAUUGGAUUAAGAUUAUUUUGUGAUUUGGCGGUGAGAUCUGAUUGGAUUGUUAAAGUGAGAUUUGAGUAAUCCUCUGGAAAUGCAGUCCUAAGCUUGCUAGUACGUUGGUAUUGAGGCGAUGAAGAACGGAAUGGCAGAAUGCAGUGUCUGCCGUUCCAAAUUGGUUUCAUCACCAAGCAAGGCCGUCUCAAGGGCUUAUGACAGGCAUAGGAGCAAAGUAUCAUCAAAGACUCGUGUACUCAAUGUCCUUCUCGUUGUGGGAGAUUGUAUAUUGGUUGGUUUACAGCCUAUCUUGGUCUAUAUGUCGAAGGUGGAUGGAAAAUUCAAGUUUAGUCCCGUUAGUGUGAACUUCUUGACAGAGGCUGCAAAGGUUCUCUUUGCACUUGUUAUGCUCUUGAUCCAGGCCAGAAAUCAAAAGGUCGGAGAGAAACCUAUACUGUCGAUUUCUUCAUUCACCCAGGCCGCUCGCAACAAUGUCCUUCUCGCUGUUCCAGCUUUUUUAUAUGCCAUCAACAACUAUUUAAAGUUCAUCAUGCAGCUUUAUUUCGAUCCUGCGACUGUGAAGAUGCUGAGUAACUUAAAGGUUUUGGUAAUUGCUGUUCUCCUAAAGGUAGUAAUGAAACGGCGACUUUCUAUAAUUCAGUGGGAGGCUCUUGGCCUUUUGCUUAUUGGAAUUAGUGUCAACCAGCUUCAGUCACUGCCUGCGGGAGCUACAUCUCUGAGUAUCCCACUCGCAAUGAGUGCAUAUAUAUACACGGGGAUAUUUGUAACGGUUCCAUCUAUGGCAUCAGUUUUCAAUGAAUAUGCUCUGAAGAGUCAAUUUGAUACCAGCAUUUACCUUCAGAAUUUAUUUUUGUACGGGUAUGGAGCUAUAUUCAACUUUCUCGCAAUUAUUGGAAUCGCCAUCUUCAAAGGGCCUGGUAGUUUUAAUAUCUUGGAAGGCCAUUCAAAAGCCACUAUGCUUUUGAUAUUCAACAAUGCAGCACAGGGGAUUUUGUCAUCAUUCUUCUUUAAAUAUGCAGACACAAUUUUGAAGAAGUAUUCCUCCACUGUUGCAACAAUUUUUACGGGAUUUGCAUCUGCUGCAUUAUUUGGGCAUAGACUCACGAUAAACUUUAUGUUAGGAAUCUCUAUUGUGUUUAUCUCAAUGCACCAGUUCUUUUCACCUCUUGCGAAAGUCAAAGACGAAGCGCAAGAUGGGCCCCUGGAGAUGCAGGAUGUACAAAAGGGACACAGGACAAGUGAUACAUCCUUCAUCAAUAUGACAGCAGGAGCAAAUGACGAUGCUAGCCAUCGUGUUGGACUUGAAGAGCGAAAACCACUUCUCCCCAUCUGAAGUUACUUUUAGAUUACUGUGACUUAAAUGAUUUGCCGUCAUUGGUAUCUCGAUUUGCAGGAAAUUUUGUUUGAGGAGAUUCUUUUUGGCUGGCCUUGUUGUGUGGUAUAGAAGAUAAGCCGGUUCUUAUGGAAAAUCAAUAAAAUAUAAUUGGUACACAGGAAAAUUCUUUUUUCGUUAUUUUUCUUUUUGUCUGGGGAUCCUUUUCGUUCCACAUGUGAUCCCUAUGUAGCUUAGGCCUUCUGCUAAACCAAGGAGAAAACAGUGGACGAACAGUGAGUUAAGCAGCUAGUCUGGAGAUCAUAAGCCAAUUUUAUAUCUUGCUUAGAGAAGAGUUAAGGUUAUGCUCCAGACAAGAUAUGCUCAGUUCAACAGUUCAAGCAAAGGAAUGUCAGAUUUCUCUCUUACAUGCAUUUACACAUUCAGCAAAUGUAUGGUAGUAACAGCAUACAUUUUGUCCAUUACAAGCAGAAAACAAUUGAUACUCAAUUUAUUGUAAUUUUUCUUUUAAUUCCCAUGAACUUAUAGUGAACGAUAGGGGGGCGAGGGGAGUUCUUAAUUUUCAACACGAAAGAGAAUAUAUUCAUUUUAGAAAAUUUUCAUUCCUCAAA
Papaver somniferum (opium poppy) is the source of this 2379-nucleotide messenger RNA. Its product is annotated as CMP-sialic acid transporter 2-like. Lineage: Eukaryota; Viridiplantae; Streptophyta; Magnoliopsida; Ranunculales; Papaveraceae. Gene Ontology annotation, molecular function: pyrimidine nucleotide-sugar transmembrane transporter activity. The record is from RefSeq and is a predicted model, not a curated record. Gene Ontology annotation, cellular component: Golgi membrane. Gene Ontology annotation, biological process: pyrimidine nucleotide-sugar transmembrane transport. The transcript is spliced from 17 exons. The coding region runs from base 551 to 1768 and encodes 405 amino acids.